This is a messenger RNA of Hibiscus syriacus, 538 nucleotides long. RefSeq names its product protein transport protein Sec61 subunit gamma-like. Gene Ontology annotation, biological process: post-translational protein targeting to membrane, translocation; protein targeting. Gene Ontology annotation, molecular function: transmembrane protein transporter activity. Gene Ontology annotation, cellular component: membrane; Ssh1 translocon complex. The record is from RefSeq and is a predicted model, not a curated record. Bases 97 to 306 code for a protein of 69 amino acids. The transcript is spliced from 4 exons. NCBI's taxonomy places the organism in Eukaryota, Viridiplantae, Streptophyta, Magnoliopsida, Malvales, Malvaceae.
CUUUCUUAGAAUUCUACCCUUUUAAUAGAUCCACAGAUCUUAAAAUUUCCUGAGUUUCUUCCAAAGACCAAAUCAAACCAGAAAGGGGGUUGAGAUAUGGACGCAAUUGAUUCAGUUUUCGAUCCGCUAAGAGAGUUCGCUAAGGAUAGCGUUCGUCUUGUCAAGAAAUGCCACAAGCCUGAUCAAAAAGAGUUUACGAAGGUGGCGUUUCGUACAGCGAUCGGAUUCGUGGUUAUGGGAUUUGUGGGUUUUUUCGUUAAGCUCAUCUUUAUCCCCAUUAACAACAUUAUUGUUGGAUCUGGUUAGGAAGCGCGGCAAUCGGUAUGAAUUUUCAGCAUGAAGACCAAAAGAUAGAUUCAAAUUCAGACAUGGUGGUUUUCUAGUUUUCUUUAUAUUCACUUUUGUUGGAAAUUAAGUUUGUUUUAGUUGUUGAAAUAAACACAUCCAUUGUUACUUUUGGUCCAUUGAGUCGUAUACUUCAUGCUAACCCUUCCUUCUAAAGGUUGAACUUCAAUUGAAUAUGUCAAUUUUUUUAUUA